Messenger RNA from Cloeon dipterum, 1316 nucleotides. RefSeq lists its product as uncharacterized. NCBI's taxonomy places the organism in Eukaryota, Metazoa, Arthropoda, Insecta, Ephemeroptera, Baetidae. The record is from RefSeq and is a predicted model, not a curated record. The coding region runs from base 253 to 1077 and encodes 274 amino acids. The transcript is spliced from 4 exons.
UCGCACCUAAAGUACAGGCACAGUUGGGCGCACUAAAAAUUAAAACUUCUGCAUUUGCGAUGUUAGAACAUGCUUAUUUUUAUGAUAAUCACAAUCACAGGAUUACAGGUGCUUCUAAAGUAUUGCUUUAAAAAUCGACUAGAUUCUAAUCUUUUGUAUACGGUUACUACGGUUAAAUAGUUCUGCUUGGCCGAUGAAUACGUGGAGCAGGACAACGCAACUGAAUAUGAUGUAAUAGUAGAAGACCUGCCUAUGAGAAAUUUAAGUGACCCAAAUGAAGUACAAAGAAGACGCACAUUCAUACAAAAUUGCUGCUGUUCAGUCAAAUGCCCAGGUUGGAAUUCACUUUCGGAUCCUUUCGCAAAUGCGGAUGACACAAAAAUUAAGGAAAAUUUGCGAAUUGGUACGAAAUACAGUCGCACCAGAAUAAUAACACUCAGGCCCUACAGAAACCUGGUCUUCGCUGUUCAGGGACCAACGACACCGUUCAAAAGACACUUGAUCCCGUGGAGGCUUCGGAAGUCCACGACUGGUGCUAGACGCAGGAGGAGCACCACUGCGCAAGGGAGAAGACGGCGUCGCCGCCGCACCACAACGCCGGCCUACUACGACGACUACUACGAGGAUGUCACCACGACCAGAAGGCGAAGACGCACCACGACAGCCUCAUACUAUGACGAUUACUACUAUGAAAACGACAUAACGUCUCGCCGGACACGCUCCUCAACCACAGCCCAACCAUUUACAAAGCAAGCAAAUGCGGCUGAGGCUGAAUAUUACGAUGACCCAAUAACUACCAGAAGAAAAAGACGACGCACAACCACCAAGAUGCCAGAGUACUAUGACGAUGACAAGUAUUACUACGACGACAUGUCAACCACAAAAAGAAGGCGAACAAGAAGCACUGCUUCAGCAGUCCCAAAUACCACAAGUUCAAACACUACUGUUUCUAGUCCAGAGUCAACAACGGUGAUUCCUACUAAGUCUCAGGACAGUGAGCGUCGAGAAGAGACAAGCAAUUUUAUGUUGUUGCCAUUGGACACAAAAAAACCGGUGCUAGAUGACACUGACCCUUGAUAGUUUAAUUUUUUUUUAACUUUAAUGAAGGAUGAAUUUUUAAUUUUUAAUAAUUAUGCCUAAGGCAACAGUGUUUUGCACGGGUUUUUGGUGAGAUAAAAUCUAAAAAAUAUUUUGUAAUUCAUUUUAAUAUUAAUUAAUAAAAUACACAUUAUUUGAAACAUUCUUAGCAUUAAUCACUUAAGUAAAAUAUAGAAACGUGAACGAAUUUCAAAGAAUUUGCUAAGUAACAAAAAUAA